Messenger RNA from Lachancea mirantina, 1701 nucleotides. Lineage: Eukaryota; Fungi; Ascomycota; Saccharomycetes; Saccharomycetales; Saccharomycetaceae. The record is from the annotation of a GenBank genome assembly.
AUGAAAUCGGAGAAGCUCGAAGCAGUCAUUUCAUGGGCUUUGAACCAUGGUACUCACAUCGAUUCUAGCGUGAGAUUCGUUGUCGCUAAAAAUGGAGAAGCUUCAGCAAUUGCCACUAGUAAGAUUAACGACCAGCGCACACUCAUCAGCGUUCCCCGCCCUAUCUUUCUGACGGCAGAGAACGCAGAGCAGCAUUUUAACGUAAAGACCGGUUCCUCCAAUCGGUCUAAUGAAUUGCUUAAAAUUUAUCUGUCUAAGUUGAUGUUUGAAAGGAAUUUUGUCGACAGGAAGUUGUUUGAACCCUACCUUGAUAUCUUGCCUCUUCCCAAUAGGAUUUUCUCACCAUAUUUCUGGACUUCUGAUGACUUUGCUGCUCUCCAAGGAACUGAUUUGGCUCUCUCUGUGAAAAGAAAUUUCAGGAGCUUGCUCGGGGCGUGGUACGUCGCUGGAACAAGCGCCAACUCGCUUCGAUCAGAGGACCGGCAAUUUUAUUCUGCUGCCAGUAAGGAUCCUAACUUUAACUUUCAUCAGGCUUUGAAAAGGAGUGAAGAGCUACAUUGGCAAUCAUUUGAAGCGUUCCUAUGGGCUCAUUUUAUUCUUACUUCAAGAGGCUUUCCAAGCAUAAUCUAUGAGGACUCUCCGCGGGAUGUGAAUGAAGCCUUCCUCCUCCCAGUUAUUGACUUGCUCAACCACGCAAACGGUAAGAAGGUCAAAUGGUCUUUUUCAAAGGGAGAAAACAAGGUCAACUUUUCAACAACUGAAAUGUUGACCAGUGAAGAAGAACUAUUCAAUAACUACGGUGACAAGAGCAAUGAAGAGCUGUUAUUGAACUACGGUUUCUGUUUGAAUAACAACACAUUUGACGUGGGUCAUUUGGCUCUCAGAUUCCCACAGGAAGUACUCAAGGAGAUUGAAAAAUUUGGAAUCAAACUCGAUCCCAGCGAUAUCACGACUGACUCGGUCAAUUUUCGGCUACAAAUGAACGGGUCAAUCCCGCAGUCAUUGAUACGAGUAUUCGCCUAUCUGAAUAAACUGACGUCUGAAACGUACUUGACUAAUCGUGCUGUCUUGGAAGGCUUAGAGCAGCUAAACGGUAUCCUCAAGCAGAAACUACAAUUUGUUAAGGGCCAGAAACUAAAUUCAAUGAAAAGUCAAGAAGCAAUCAGGUUCGCAAAGACUUACCUCCAGGGACAAAAGACUAUCUACCAACAAACGUAUGAUGCCAUCCCGAAACUGGAAAAAGGCCUUUUGAAAGCCAUGAAACCAACUUCUUUCAAAACGAUCUUAAAGCAGGAUAAACAGUUCUUCAACAGUCUUCUGAUAUCUUUUGGAGUAACAGACUACGAGGAUAUUCCAAAGAAGGGUUUUUUGAAGCAAUGCAUUUUACUUUGGCUCGUACGGGCAGCUAACGAACGCCUCAAUGGCAAAAUUGGCAUAGAAAUUCCCCAUUUUAUUACGGAAUGCAUUCAGCAAGUCGCUGACAACAUUGUUGUAGAAAAGAGCGAUGUUGAAGAAUAUGUUGAUUUUUACAAGAGUUGUUUCCCACGGCUUAGCCAACAAGUGCCAGAAGUAUUUGCAGCUGGAAAUUGGGGUAUUAAGCAAUUCAUCUUAGCAGGAACAGUUUUUGACAGACUGGUGUGGAUUCGCCCCAGCUCACAAGAACCUCUGUUUAUUAAGCCCGAGGCUUAUGAAUCCAGUUAA